Molecule: messenger RNA, 2496 nt
Organism: Pelmatolapia mariae (spotted tilapia)
Lineage: Eukaryota; Metazoa; Chordata; Actinopteri; Cichliformes; Cichlidae
Gene: vps26b
Product: VPS26, retromer complex component B
Exons: 6
Coding region: 472-1572 (366 amino acids)
Biological process (GO): intracellular protein transport; retrograde transport, endosome to Golgi
Cellular component (GO): endosome; retromer complex
Source: RefSeq, a predicted model, not a curated record
GUUCAGCUAACGCAGGUAGAGAAAGCUGGUGUUACGUCCUGGUCGUUUGACAGCGUUCGUCGUUUUCUCCACAGAAAACAAACAUGUAAGAUACAUUUACGCGGCGAGCUCUGUGUGAACAGCAGACCCAUCCGUCGCUGCUGCGGGCUGUUUAUCGGUGAGAUCCAGGCUCAGCAACGGAGAGCAGAAAAAAAGAAAACGGCUAAUCACGAUACUGUGUGUUUUAGCAUCGAUGCGCUAGUUUGCUUGACAUGUAGCUCGUGUGGAGGUUUCUGUGACAUAUCUUGAGACUUUUUAAUGUCAGUCGGUGUAAUUCGUGCUACGAGAAGCAGCCAAGCUCGCGAACCCGGCAGGCCUUAGCGUGCGCUUGUUUUCUACUUUGAAACGUUAGCAGGUUCGGUGCAGCGUGCUAACAAGUCAGCUAACUCGCACUUAGAUACGAUAAAGAGUUAGCGCGGACGCAGCAUUAUAAUGAGUUUCUUUAGUUUUGGUCAAAGCGCAGAAAUCGAUGUUGUCCUGAAUGACGCCGAAACGAGGAAGAAGGUUGAGCACAAAACUGAAGAUGGGAAGAAAGACAAAUAUUUUCUUUUCUACGACGGCGAGACUGUCAGUGGAAAGGUGAAUGUGACGCUGAAGAACCCCGGGAAGAGGCUGGAGCACCACGGCAUCAAAAUUGAAUUUGUGGGACAAAUAGAGUUGUAUUAUGACAGAGGAAACCAUCAUGAAUUUGUUUCCCUGGUGAAAGAUCUCGCAAGACCUGGUGAAAUAACUCAGUCCCAGACCUUUGACUUUGAGUUCACUCAUGUUGAGAAACCUUACGAGUCCUACACAGGCCAGAAUGUCAAGCUAAGAUAUUUUCUUCGUGCCACGGUGAUAAGAAGACUAAAUGACAUCACUAAAGAGAUGGACAUUGUGGUCCACACACUGAGCACCUAUCCUGAGCUCAACUCCUCCAUUAAAAUGGAAGUUGGAAUUGAGGACUGCCUCCACAUCGAGUUUGAGUAUAACAAAUCCAAGUACCAUCUGAAAGAUGUAAUUGUGGGAAAAAUCUAUUUCCUGCUGGUGAGAAUUAAGAUUAAACACAUGGAGAUUGACAUCAUCAAACGUGAGACAACAGGCACAGGCCCCAGCGUUUACCACGAAAAUGACACUAUUGCCAAGUACGAGAUCAUGGAUGGAGCGCCGGUCAGAGGAGAGUCCAUCCCCAUCCGAUUAUUUCUGGCUGGAUAUGAUCUGACCCCCACCAUGCGAGACAUCAACAAGAAGUUCUCGGUGCGCUACUACCUGAACCUGGUUUUGAUUGACGAGGAGGAGAGACGUUACUUCAAACAGCAGGUACGACUGGAAGCAAAACAUCACACAGCGUUUUUACAUUUAGGAAAUCACACUGUGGAGAAAAGGGGACGUGGUGAGGAAAAGCAUGUCUCACCAGGCUGCCAUCGCCUCUCAGAGGUUCGAAGGAUCAGCCGCUUCAGAGAGCGCACUGGAACAGGCUGCAAAAGAGGAGAGCGGGUAGAGCCUCUCACGGGACUCACAAAGGGUCUGCACUGGGGUGGUGGGGGGUACAUGUGAACUGUACAACAUCUGGAGAGGCAGCUGCUUUACUUGUAGCUGCUGCUUCUGGUAAAGUAAGAAGGGAGACCGACAUACGGUAAAACUGUGUGAACUAUGAAACAGUUUGCAUGAGGCAUUCAAAUGGGCUUCAGGCUGCUGGUCCUAUCCUUCCUCAUUAAUGCAUUUUUUUUUGGGGGGGGCGGGUUCUUUUUGGGAAUCAAAGUAAACCCAUGUCUCAUUGUUCGCUGGGUAAAACCAUGUGAAAUUGAAUUUUUAAGCCUUCUGUUUGUUACAUUCUAACACUUUUGGGAUCAAUUGAUUUCUAAUCUCAUAAUUAUUUCAAACGAAUGCUCAUGAAGUGCAUCUCCGACAUUCCACGUUUAAUGAAUGCAUUCCUAACAUUGUUCUAAGGUCAAGAAAUCCAAGAUAACUUUGCACUGCUUUACCUUGCUGAACACAUUUUUCUGUGUUUGUGUGUUUGCACAAAAAAGGAUGGAAGUGGAAACUCUAAUCUCUCGCUGCUGUUUGAGUGAGAGAGCUAAAGUAUUAAUCCACACGUUUGUUUUUAAACCUGUAAAUAAGGCCAGUUAAACCUGUUAUCCUGUUUCCAGCUCGUGUACACAGACUAUCUAGUACACAGUGCUACAAAAUGACGUUUCAUGUCCAUAAGCUUUACCUCAGCAUUCCAGUGGUGUUAGGAAAGGAUGUCAAAGUGUUUGUCUUGAGGUCUGAUAGUAUGAAGUCUUCUGUAUCCUCUUUAUUAGAGACUUAAAAGUUGUGCCUACGUGUAUCAAGCUAAUUGAAUCCUCCUGCCUCUAACAUAAUUUUAGUCUUUUAACCAGAGAAAGUUACAGUAGAACUAUCUUUUGCAAAAUGCUACUCGAUUACUCCUUGUUCCCAAAAGUCUAAUAAAUUGAUGCCAAAUGAAUUAAAUUCUCUGCG